UGUUUCAUUGACACGCCUUAAGGUUACUUAGUCAGGCUUGUUUGCGCUUGGAAUGGAAGGGAAGCUCGAGCUACAAGGUGUUAGCAACAUUGCGGCUAACUCGUGUGUCCCGUCGCGGUUUUGUAAAUGCACAAAGUUUGGAAAGUCAACAAGUUGUCGAGGUCCGAUGUUCAGUCCAAGAGGAACGAGGAGCGUUUGACUUGCCUGCUAGCUGCGAAGAAGCUUCGGGGCUGAUUGAUUGAUCGAUUGGUUUGGUGUUUGUUUGAAGAUGCGGACGGAGGCCCGGCGAAGCCCGGAGGCGCCAUCUCGACGAUCCAUCUUGGCGAUCUUCCUUGGGGUGCGGUCACGUGAUCGGGUUUGAAGCGCACAAUCUCCUCCAUCCAGCAGGCGGCGCUCUUUGCAAUUAGCUCACUUCUGUUUCUUCCCUCUGAACUUAAAACUGUUGGAAUAAAAUCAUUGAGGUCAAAACAAGCUUGUUUAUUUUCCUUUGAAAUUGCAAAUUGGAAAGUAGAGGAUGAUUACAAAUGACCUGAUGUUUAUAUAUAUAUAUAUAUAUAUAUAUAUAUAUAUAUACACUGAUCAAAUAAAAUCGGUCGACAUUUAAAAGAAAGUGGUUAAACGUUUGUUUCGGCAGGUAUCGGUUCGGCAUGCGAGCGAUGCUCAACGCGAGGGAAUUAUCAUUUGACACAGACGUCAUCAGUUGCAGCAUCUCCGUUUGUGCUGCAAAAUUGCGGAAUAAACUGCAACAUGAAAAUGUGCACGGCAAACACUUGGUCAACUAUGAACAACUGGACAGCUAAUUUCAUAAUUUUUUGUUUUAAAGAAACGAUUUUUAGUUUGAAUUGUAUUUAUAAUAAAGUUAAAUGUUUGAAUGUUUUAAACUGCAUUUGCUUACAUUUUUACACUGAACUUGGAUCAAUUUUUGAUUAUUUUCUGACGUUGAUUCGUGCGCUUGUGUUUGUUUGAGACAAAUGCAAAUCACUUCCAGUGGGCUCGUGACGUCACUUCCUCCUCGCCGUCCUAACAGUCAAGAUGGCGGCUGCGAGUAUGCGAAGCGCCCUGCAACUGUCCUAUAAACAAGCGAGCGCGUGCGUCUGUGUGGAGGUUUUUGGGAAUUCCACGCGGCCGAGCGGCUCCAUUUGCUCUUCACUCGGAUUCUUCAACGCUCCGCUGCGCAGGGUCAUCGGAGCGCAGAGGAACGCCGCCGUGACAUCGCAGCUGUGGGCGGGAGAGCCCGACGAGGGCCCAGGAAGACGAGGAGAAGCAUGGAAGAAGGCGGCGGCGGCGGCAGUGGCGGCCUUCUCGCUGUCGGGCUCCUCGGAAGAGGCGGCGAGCGAAGAGGAGGAGCUGAUCACGCUUCUGAAGAAGGCCAAGCUCAGCAUCCUGAGGGGCGAGCUGGAGGCGGCGUCAUCCUUCUUGCACGCCGCCGCCGUCAUCGCGCAGCGACGGCGCCACCGACCCGCCAUCGUCUACACCUACAGCCAGAUGGCCAACCUGGCGUACGUUCGUGGUCAUCUGUCUCAGGUGAGUACGAGUUUGCUCGACGGCUGUCGGUCGGCUUCCCGCCGCGGUGACGUCCCGACUCUUCGCCCGCAGGCGGAGAAGCUCUUCAAGGCGGCCAUGAGCUACAUGCUGGCGGGCGGGACGCCGCAGGACGACAACGCCUUCGUGGAGAUGUCGCUCAAGCUGGCCGCCAUGUACGCCCAGCAGAACAAGGCGGAGCUUGCCGAGCACGGCUUCAGGUUCUGUUUGGAGACUCUGGAGGUCAAAGUGCAAAAGCUUCAGGAGACGCCGGCUGAUCAGCUGACAGAGGCCGACGAGGUUCUGCGGAAGGACACGCGUCUCCUGCUGGGUUUGUGUCUGGACUCGCGCGCUCGCUACCUGGCGUCCACGCAGCGGCUGACGCAGGCGGCCGACGACUAUCGCAAAGCGUUGGACAUCUGCAGGCAGGAGCAGGGGCCGCAACAUCACCAGACUCUGGUCCUGAUGAGCGAUCUGGCCACCAUUUUAGAUAUGCAGGGUCGCCACGACGACGCCCUGGCGCUGAUCCGUCAGGCGGUGGACGCGGCUCGGGCCUCGGGACACGAGGACCUUCACGUCCUCCUGGCCAACAUGGCCGCCGUCCUGCUGCACGCAGGUCGCCACGACGACGGCGUGCGCCUGCUCCGCGAGGCCCUGGGGCUGGCGCGGGAAGUCGACGACCGGGAGGCCGUCCGGCACAUCCUGCGCAGCCUCGGGCGGGCCGAGGCGGAACCUGACCGCGAGGGGGCGGAGUCGCGUUCCGCUUAGGUGGGGGUCAAAGGUCCACUUUCUACGUGGGGAAUAAAGGAGGCUGAAGUGUAAAAAAAAACAAGAUUGCAUUUGUUGACUUGCUGAAAAACAAAGUAGCCAAUACUGCGGCAAAUUAUUUCCUUAGUAAGCUCCUCCGCAGCCUCCUCGGCUUUUCUUACAUUUUCAAUGUGCUUGUCUUCUUUAUCAGCUGCUGUGUACUUUAAUAUACCGCUCUAAAACCUUUUCUUCUAAAACGUCUUUAGGUCUUUACAGCAGGCGGUUCGAUAAGAUGAGCAACGCGGAAAGAUUUGCCAAAAAUGAAUUUGAAAAUGCCGAGUGUGCUUGGAAUGGCCAUUAAAAUCAAAUGAUUGGUUCUGGAGAAAUAGAGUUUAGUUUUUUUUUUUUUGUGAUUUUGCCUAUUUUGGGGAAGGUUUUCAUUUAUUUGCCUCUAGAAAAUCUGUUCCAAAAACAGUUUUAAAUUUGAGUCAAAGAGUAGAACUUAUUUGUUAUUAUUUGUCAGCAAAUCUUCUCGACCCUUUUGAUUCAUCUGCUACUUGGGGAAGACCUUCUCCGAUUGGCUGACAAAUUCCAGUUCCAAAUGUCCACCAAUAAGGUGAUAAGGGCCGAAAUUCUGAGGGAGGGCUUCUCAUCCAAGUGAAAGAGUAAAACGGGCCUCACUCACAGGAAACGCGAUUGGUGAGAAGAGCUCGGGUACGCCAGUCAGCAAUUGUUGUUUUCCUGAAUUUAUUUGUUAGGGAGGAUUUUAGAGGCCAUUGAAGUGCUCAUUCCACGUUUUGGAGAAAAUUCCACGCGAGUCACGUUGCUAGUAAGACGGCAGACGUGUGACAUCACCAACCUUCUCGAUGUUGUCCGCCACGGGCUCAAACCCGAGCCUCUGCUCCCCUCGGGGCACCUGCGAGGGAAGCGGGCGGAUCCGGUAGCGGCUACUUCCUGGAAACAAAUCGCGAGCGGAGCGCGAUUGUACUAUGACGGCUGCAUCGUGACGUCAGCGUCCACGUAGCGCCGUGCGGGUUGCGCUGCUGCAGUCUUAUUGUUAAGUUAUGGACUGUUGACAAACUCAUUUUAUGAAUAUUGAAAAUAAAACCAACCGCAGUCCAAAAGAUUAGUGUUGCAGUGGCUGCUUGGGACUUGAAGGAGUUGACACCCCUGAAGGGGAAAUAAACAUGAAUUAUUCAAGUUGACUUUGCAGAGCUUUUAUUCCAAAGUGAGCAGGCAACAGGUUUUUCUCCUGUGUUUUGUUAAACUUGACUUUACGGAGAAGCUUUUAUCACAAACCGGGCAGGCAAAAGGUUUUUCGCCCGUGUGUGUUCUUGUGUGUCUUCCCAGAGUGCCUUUUUCAGUGAAUCUUUCGCCACAAACUGAACACGCAAAAGGUUUCUCACCAGUAUGUGUUCGUGUGUGUUUUGUUAAGCUUGACUUUAUAGUGAAGCUUUUAUCACAAACCGAGCACGCAAAAGGUCUUUCGCCUGUGUGUGUUCUGGUGUGCGUUGUUAAAGUUGACUUGACCGAGAAGCUUUUACCACAAAUUGAGCAGGCAAAAGGCUUCUCGCCAGUGUGUAUUCUUGUGUGCCCUGUCAAAUGUUUCUUUACAGAGAAGCCUUUACCACAAAAUAAACAGGCAAAAGGUUUUUCUCCCGUGUGUGUUCGUGUGUGCGUUGUUAAAGUCGACUUUACAGAGAAGCGUUUCCCACAAACUGCGCAGGCAAAAGGUUUCUCUCCAGUGUGUAUUCUUGCGUGUCCUGUUAAAUGUUUCUUUAGAGCGAAGCUUUUACCGCAAACUGAACAGGCAAAGGGUUUCUCUCGAGUGUGUGUUCUUGCGUGAGCGUGCAAGGUCCUCGUUGAACUAAAAGUUUUCCCGCACUGCGAACAUUCCCAGCAUUUGUUGCGACGUGCCAUAUCCCCUUCGCCAUCAUCAUCCUCAGUGUCAGGAGAGUGUGACGUUACGUCGUCGCUGUCUGAUAGCGGCGCCAUGAGGCCGUCGAUUUGUGUCGGUCCACGUUGGUCUCCGUCACCUUCUGUUUUCACGCGUCGACUGGAGCUGCUGCUUGGAGGCUCCGCCUCUAUGCUCUCCUCACUUUGACCCUCAACUUCAAUCUUCAAAGGGACGAAGGUCAAUGGUGUCUUGGUGAUCUCUUCCUCCUCCUCCUCCUCU
This is a messenger RNA of Phycodurus eques (leafy seadragon), 4444 nucleotides long. RefSeq names its product tetratricopeptide repeat domain 19 (gene ttc19). The transcript has 12 exons. Gene Ontology annotation, cellular component: mitochondrial inner membrane. Lineage: Eukaryota; Metazoa; Chordata; Actinopteri; Syngnathiformes; Syngnathidae. Gene Ontology annotation, biological process: mitochondrial respiratory chain complex III assembly. The record is from RefSeq and is a predicted model, not a curated record. The coding region runs from base 1033 to 2289 and encodes 418 amino acids. Gene Ontology annotation, molecular function: protein binding.